GCUAUAUUAUUCGUGUCUGUGCAUUGCCCUUGCCUCCGUCUUUUCUUCUCCUCCAGAUCGGAGCGCGAUGGCGAGCUACGGCGGCGUUCUCCGGCGCUCCGCCUCCGUAGUGCAGCGCGCCCGAGAUGGAGUUCGAUCCACCCGCAAGGCUCUGGCUCGCUUCGCCAGGCCUCAGUCCUUCGCCGCGCCGCCCGACGCCGAAGCUGCUGCUGUCCGCGCCGUCCGCAACGUCCGAUCCUUCCGCUUCCAUUAUGCGCUUCUAUUCUGGAUCCUGAUCCUCGCCUCCCUCUUCCCCCACCGCCGCCCCACCAUGCUCUUCCUCAUGGCCGCCUCCAAGCUCGCCCUCUUCUUCGGCGCACUCCUCAAGGUCUUCCCCAAUUCUGCCAUUGUCCAGCGCAUCGUCGAUCGAAGAGUUAUGGCAGCGCUUGUGAUCUUCGUGAUCGGGACCGAGAUCGUGGUGACGAACGCUGUGCUGGAGUUUCUGCUAGCGGUGGCCGUCGGCGUGCCCUUGGUGCUGCUCCACGCCGUGUUCCGCGUGCGGGACGACUUAACGGCUGUAGUCGAAGAGACAGCGGCGGUUGUAAACGGUGGAGAAUUCAGGCAGAUCGUGGAGAAGGAGAAAAAGGAAGAUCUUGAACUGGGUUCGUGAUUCUGUACGAUUACCAAUCCCUUCCCUCUUUUUCCACACAUCAUGAUUAAUGUGUUUACAUCCUAGUGCUUAGCUAUACUUGUUUCAUGUAUACUGAUACAAAGAUUAUAGCUUUCCAAGCAAAGUUAACCCAUAAAACUGGAGAGAAUGCAGCAAUGAGUGAUGUCCAAUCUUGAGAAGAAAAAAAAAGAGAGAACUUUCUCUCAGAUGUUUUUUUUUUUAUUUUAUUGGUAUUUUGUGAUCUAUCGUGUAGGAUUUCUUAAUUUCUUUAAUUAUGUAAGCAAAGUUUAAGCUGUGAAAUUGGAAAGCAUUGAGCAAGCGGUGUUCUUGAUUA
This is a messenger RNA of Zingiber officinale, 983 nucleotides long. RefSeq lists its product as uncharacterized. The record is from RefSeq and is a predicted model, not a curated record. The coding region runs from base 68 to 649 and encodes 193 amino acids. The transcript has a single exon. Lineage: Eukaryota; Viridiplantae; Streptophyta; Magnoliopsida; Zingiberales; Zingiberaceae.